AUGAACGCGCUAGUCGGUUCCGGUCUGGACGCGGAUCUAGAUGACGCGGACAGCCUUUCCUCUGUUGCAGCAACCGCUUUGGAGUUCAGACACGGCGAUAGAGCUCGAGCGGAAACGCUUUUAAGGCGGUCUCUGGAUAUUAUCAAGAAAGCCGUUCUGGGUCCGGAGCAUCUCCAGGUGGCUGAUACGCUUUGUCAGCUCGGUGUGUCUGCUGGAGAGGCAGGUCGGCUGGACCAGGUGGAGGGAUUGCUGAGGCGUUGCCUGGCAAUUAGGAGAAAGAAGCUGGGGCAGGAGGAUAUGCAGGUGGCCUGCACGCUGUCUGAACUGGGUGCUUGCCUUCGAAAGGCCGGACAAUGGGGCGAGGCGGAGAAUUUGCUGAGGCGCUGCCUGACGAUCGAGGAGACCAAGCUGGGACCAGAGGAUGUGCAGGUGGCCACCACACUGCAACAGCUCGGUGUGUAUGCUAGAGAGUCGAGGCAGAUGGAGCAAGCGGGGGAAUUUGGAGGCGCUCCCUGGCAAUCGAGGAGACCAAGCUGGGACCAGAGGAUGUGCAGGUGGCCACCACAUUGCAACAGCUCGGUGUGUGUGCUAGCGUCGGGGUGAGGCGGGUGGAACAAGCGGAGGAAAUGUUGAGGCGCUGCCUCACCUGAAGGAGGCCAAGCUGGGCCCUGAGGACGUUGAGGUCGCGUUUGCGCUGCACGAGCUAGGCAUACGCGUUCGUGAACCAGGACGAUUGGGGGAAGCGGAGGUGUUGUUGAGGCGUUGCCUGGCGAUCAGGGAAACCAAGCUGGGCCGAGAGGAUGUAAAGGUAGCCCAUACGCUGUACGAGCUGGGCGCAUGCCUUCGACAGGGAGGUCGAUUGGAAGAGGCAGAGACAUUAUUGAGACGUUCUCUGAGGGUGCGGAAGGCAACGCUGGGGUCAGAGGAUGCCAACACGCUGCAUCAGUUGGGCAUAUGCGUACGAGAGGCGGGGCGGCAAGCAGAGGCGGAGAGAUUGCUGGGGCACUCUUUGUCAAUCGAGGAGGCCAGGCUUGGGCAACAUCAUGCCCAGGCGGCCGAUACGCUGCACGAGCUUGGUGUGAGUGUUCGUAAGUUGGGGCGGCUGCGGAACGCGGAGGCGUUGUUGGACGACUCAGGAAGAUCCACGCAGAGUCAGGGCCAACAACAUCCAAGCU
Molecule: messenger RNA, 1175 nt
Organism: Ectocarpus sp. CCAP 1310/34
Lineage: Eukaryota; Phaeophyceae; Ectocarpales; Ectocarpaceae
Source: the annotation of a GenBank genome assembly